Microthlaspi erraticum is the source of this 1572-nucleotide messenger RNA. The record is from the annotation of a GenBank genome assembly. Lineage: Eukaryota; Viridiplantae; Streptophyta; Magnoliopsida; Brassicales; Brassicaceae.
AUGAUGCUAUUCAGCAUGUCUUUAGCUGGACCAGCUCUAGAUUGGGCGCAGCAUGAACCGCUUUCUUCAAUCGAGUCAUGGAUCGAUUUUAGAGAAGCAUUUUUGAAGAGAUUUGUGAGGCUACCACCUUUCAAAUCGAAGUACAACCACUACUCUUAUCACCUAGAAGUGGAGCGUGAUGAAGAAGAAUGGGGAGGCAUACAACCCCAUCCUGAGAUCAUGAAUGAAGAACUAAUCAAGCAUGUGGAGAGAGACCCUUUCCAUGAUUCUACUUCAGAGUGUGCAAAGAAGCAUCUAUACCACUUUGAGCAGCUUUGCAACUACUAUGGUCUUGGAGAUAACCCCAAGAAGAUACAAUUGUUCCAACUAUCACUAGUUGGACGAGCCAAAGAAUGGGUGAACUUCGAUGCCCAACACACCUUCAAGACUUGGCACAGGUACAAGGAAGCUUUCCUUUACAGAUUUGCAAAAGCUCCGAUCUAUGUUCCACCACCCCGCCCCAGCUAUUCACGACACCAUCCAUCAUCACCAGACAUAAAUCAUACACCUCUUUUUGCUGAGGAGAGUUCUCAAGCCGUGCGCCCAACCAAGAUUGAAGUGAUGCUUCAAAAAUAUUUGAAGGAUCAAGAUGAGAGUACAAAGAAGAUGGAGAGGAGAAUCGAUUUCAUCCAUGAGAGUCUUGGAAAUAAGUCUGAAGUCCUAUUCAAGCAAGUGAUCAAGCUUGAUGAAGACAUAAAGAAGCUUAUAGAAGACCAUGAUCGAUCUCUAAACCUUAGCAAGGAUACACCUAGCCCUGUUGAUCCUCGUUUCUCACCACCACCACGAAGUCAAGCUUCUGAGCUUCCAAGAUUGGAAGUGAUACAAAGACCACCAUCACCUACUGAAGAAGAGGAUACUUGGCAUUAUGAUCCCAUUGAUCCCAACAAGAUAAGCCCCAUGAAGUUUAAAGAGUUCAAUGCUAAGGUGAAAUCACUACCUUUCUAUGUCACUUUUGAAGAAGCUUGGAACAAGCAUGAUUUAGUGGAGUUCUUUUUCACAACUGGUGAAACCAAGGAAGAAGUACAUAAACUUUUUCAGAAGGCUCGAUUUCCCAUGGCCCCUCAUGCAGUCAAUCAACCAUCAUCUCCACCAUCCACACCACAAGCCGAAUGGUAUGUCAAUUCCAUAUCAAGAGAGAAGCUUGCUGAGUUCAAUCAGUUUGUCCAAACUCUUCCAGCCAGCAUGUCAUUCCAACAAGCUUGGCGCCACUACCCAUUCACCACCUUCUUCCACAACUGCAGAGAGACACCACAAGAUAGGGGUGUUCAAUUUGAGAUUGGAGAUACCAAGAUCCCGGUGGAUUUUCAUGUCAUGAACAUCAAAGGAGGAUGUGAUACGCCCUGGAUACUAGGCCGACCUUUCUUGGCCACUGCUGGAGCUGUCAUGGACCUUCCAAACAGUAAAAGAAAGAAAAGCAGUAAAGCAACAGCUCGACCAAGGACUCGAGUCGAGUGGAACAGAGUACCGAGCUCGAUCGAGUUUAGGGUCAAGUUGAGGGAAAAAGCAAUAAAGGCAGCGACUUUAACAAGCUAA